AUGGCUUCAAACCAGAACAGCAACCUAGUACCUCUUAGAAAAGGUCUGCCGGUGAUUAUUUGGAUCUUGACAUUUGUCCGUGUGAUAAAUUGCGCAAAUUCGACGUCCUUCCACUCUUCAACUGAUAUUUUCCAUGACCUCCAUGUUUGCCCUUAUAAUGGAUCAGACCACCUCUGUUAUUAUCAAGGAGUGCAAACCGAGGGAUAUGCAAGGGGUUAUCAUACGAUUUUGGACGACACUUACAAAGAAACAACCACUGUGCAAAGCGGGAAUGGGACGCUUCCAAGCGAUUUACAUGAAAUGAGAGUCAUUAAUGGGAAGACAGCACUCAUCACUAUAUACCAAACAGGACCUUACAACCUCUCAGCAUAUGGCAUAGGUCCUGGAAACGGUUGGGUUAUAGACGGCGUCUUCCAAGAGGUGGAUAUCAAGACAGGAAAGGUCUUAUUUGAGUGGAGAUCGCUUGACCACGUUCCCCUUUCGGCUACCCUAAUCCCUCUGCGCUUAGACGCAGUGGUUGGUGAUGGCUUGACUAAUGGUAGCGCUUGGGACUAUUUUCACAUUAAUUCGGUAGAUAAGAACAACGACGGCGACUACCUCGUAUCUGCAAGACAUACCAGCUGCAUAUACAAGGUUUCCGGCAAGAAUGGGUCCAUUAUCUGGCAACUGGGCGGGAAUCAAUCCUCUUUCCAACUGAGAGAUUACAAUUUCUCCUAUCAACAUGACGCCCGGUUUCGAGAGGAGAAUGAGACCACGACAAUUCUCUCUUUCUUCGACAAUGCAAGCAACAAGCAUAAAAACACGUCAUCCACUUCGUCCGGGAAGAUUAUCUCUAUCGAUCACAAUACGGACACCUCGACAUUGCUCAGAGAAUACCAUGCCCCGGGCAACGGUCUGCUUUCCUUCUUCCAGGGAAACACCCAAAUAUUGCCGAACAAAAACGUCGUGAUCGGAUGGGGCACCCAUCCUUCGAUUUCUGAGCAUACCGAGGACGGCACUGCAAUAUUCUUUGCUACAUUGGAAUCCCCAGAUGCACAGAAUUACCGUGCAUUCAAGGCCAAUUGGACUGCAAAGCCAAGUGACCCUCCUGCGCUUCGGACAUACAGUCCAUCCACAAACUCAGCAACCACCUUCUGGGUAAGCUGGAAUGGAGCAACAGAUGUCGACCGGUGGAGAAUUCACGCCACUUCCCCUGAGUCUGAUGAAUUCAUGCCUUUGGACAUGACUACAUAUGUCAGCUCUAGCUACCACCCUCGGGCUUUUGCGGAGGCCAUUGCAGCGAAUGGGUCGAGUUUAGCAAACUCAUCGGUUGUGGAUGCCUCUUCGAGCUUACCUGGGAGUGAUUAG
Molecule: messenger RNA, 1347 nt
Organism: Aspergillus novofumigatus IBT 16806
Lineage: Eukaryota; Fungi; Ascomycota; Eurotiomycetes; Eurotiales; Aspergillaceae
Product: arylsulfotransferase family protein
Exons: 3
Coding region: 1-1347 (448 amino acids)
Source: RefSeq, a predicted model, not a curated record